This is a messenger RNA of Plasmodium falciparum 3D7, 17769 nucleotides long. RefSeq lists its product as uncharacterized. The record is from RefSeq and is a predicted model, not a curated record. Lineage: Eukaryota; Apicomplexa; Aconoidasida; Haemosporida; Plasmodiidae.
AUGCGUACAUAUACCAUACAACAUGUUUAUUAUUUCAUUUUUAUAGAGAAUGGAGGUAAUAUGUCGGUUCAGAAAUAUUCUUAUGGAGGUUUUGUGAACGUCCAUAAAUUUUUAUCAAAAUCCAGUAUGAGUAUCAUAAAAGAAAUUAAAAUUGAAAAUAAUUUAUCGAGUGUUAUUAAUAAAAUAAAGGAUAUGGAUAAAUAUAAUGACAACAUAUAUGAAAAAUUUGGUAACUCAUGUUCUAUAUAUAUAGAAAAACUAUUUACAGAGACGUACUUAGAUAAAGACAAAUCAAUAACAUUAUUAAAUGAAUUAUUAAUAAAAGAAGUAAAAUAUUUAUUAUUAACUAAUAAUGAUAUAAUAUCAGAAAAAAGUAGAAAUAAUGAAAAGAACUUUCGAAAAGAUUUAGUGAAUAACUUAUAUGAAGAAUUUUUACAACAAGAACAAAAAGAAGGAGAUGAAGAAGAACGUGGAUUAUUAUAUAUUAACAAAAUAGACAUGGCAAAUAAAUUAAGACAAAUAUUAGAUUUAUAUUCCAUGGAACAACCUGAAGCUCAAGAAAUUAUACUUAGUUUAAUACAAAUAGAUACAUCUAAAAUAAUUAUUGAUCAUAAAUCAAUAAAUAAAAAUUUUGAUCUUAUAUUAAAUUCUAAAAAUCCCUAUUCUAUCUUAAGACAAUUCUUUAUUGGGAAUGAAGAAAUUAUAAAUGAAUCAUUUUUAAGGAAAUAUUGGUUUUGUUUAAAAAAUUUACAUUUAUUUCAUAAAACAUAUAAUAACCAUGUAUUAUCUAUAUUAGGAGAUGAAUUUAAACAUAAAAUUAUUCAUUAUAUACAAAAUAUUAUAUGUAAUAAAAAACAAAUAUCUAUUAUUAAUAAUUAUAAUAAUGAAGAAAGUUAUUUUCUGAAUAGAUAUUAUUAUUUUGAUAGUUUUAUUGCUCUAGUUAUAUCUAAAGUACAUAAUAUGAAAGUUUCUAUAUUAAAUGAAAAUGGUAUACUUAUAUCUAUUCAUAUGAAUACAUUACCAAAUAAAUAUAUUCAAUUAGUUUCAACAAAGUAUUUUUCGAACACAUUAAUAUCUAAUAGAUUAUUUGAUGAUCUAACAUAUUUAUUAGUUAGCGAGCAUUUUUCUGUUCAUAAAAAUAUAACUAAUUUUGAAAUAUCACCUACUUAUCUGGAUAAUGUAGAAAUGAAUUCUAUCGAAAAUAAUUAUAACAUCACAAAUGAAAGCAUCAAAAUAAGCCCGCUUUCAUCACAAGAAAAUGAUGAUAUAGAAAAUUGCAUAAACAAUGAUAUUAAAACAUCUUCGGAAGAACAACCAAAUAUCCAACUUAAAUAUUACAAAUCAUUAAAGGAUGUUUUGUCUCAUUAUAAGAAACUUCAUUCAUUUAAUGAAGAAAGUAUUUAUCUUUUACUUCUUAAUAUAAUUAAAGGUAAUUUAACAAAUUUAAGUUUAUUAUUUUCAUUAGAAGUACUUAAUUAUCUUGACACAUAUUGUGAUGAUUAUAUUGAAAACGAACAAGAAAUUGAUGAAAAAGGUGUUGAAUAUAUAGAAUAUAUAAACAAAAAGAAAAAAAUGAAAACAAACAAAAGAUUCAAAAAUAAACAUAAAAAUAAAAAUUUAAAUUUCCAUUUUUAUUAUUAUGAUACACCAGAAGUAGAUAAUAUUUCAAAUGAUAUCAUGGAAAAUACAAAUCUCAGUAAUAUAUAUGAUAAUGAUGUAUUGAAACAAUUAUACAAAGAUAUUGAUGAUAACAAUAUAUCACAUUCUUCAUCUAAUGAUAUUCAAAAAGAAAUGAAAGAGAAAAAUAAUGAAAUGAAAAAUAUUCCACAAAAUGAUAACAAAGAAUUAUUGUUUAACAAUAAAUCAAACAUUAAACAACCUGAUAUUCCUAAGCUAUUAAAUAAUGAAAUUAAUAUAUCUUUAUUAGAUACUUUAAAUAAAUCUACUAAUAAAAUAUCAAACGAAAAUUUAUAUAAUACAUUAUAUAACUCUAUAACACAUAAAUCUACUCAGCAUAUAAAUAAAACUUUAUUAGAUCCUCCAGACUUAUCAAAUGAUAAUAUAACAAAAUAUUCAACCAAAUUAAACUCGGGAAAUAUAUUUAAUGUAGAACAUUUUAAUAAUUUGAUACAAAAGGUGGAGGAUCCUACAUUAAAGGAUGAAAAGAAAAAUGAACAAGGUGGUAAAUAUAUUUUUCUUCAAAAUAAAUCGGAGUUUAUAAAUAACGACAAGGAUGAUACAAAAAAUGACACAAUGAUAAAAAAUGAAAUUGAUAUGUAUAGAAAUAUUGACAGUUGGAAUAAUAUCGCUAUUUCAAAAAAUGUUCAUCCUUAUCAAAAUAAUAAUACUUAUAAAAAUACAGCUGGUACUAAACCUUAUGAUAAUUAUAAACAUCAUAAUAUUGAUGAUGCGACAGUUAAUUUUCUAAACAUUUCAGGAAAUGAUGAAUCUCAUAAAACAAACAAAAAGGCAAACGGUAAAAGUAAAGAAAAUGAUAUAUUAACAAAUAGUAAAAAUAAUAAGGACAGAAAUGUUAAAAAAGGAAAUGAAGAUAGUAAUAUUUCUAUGAAUGAUUUAAUGCUAAAUUCCAAAUAUUUUAAAAACUUAUGUAAAAAGAAAAAAAUGAUGGAAAAGGAAAAACUUAAAAGUAUUAGAGAAUUAAAAAAAGAUCUACUAAAAGCUAAAUAUACAAUGUUUAAUAAAAAAUCUUUAUUUUUAAAUGAAGAGAAUUUAAAGAAUAUUUUCGAAUCAACAUUUUUUGAUACUAAACAAAUGAAAAAUUCUAUAAUACAAAUUAUUUCUUCAUAUGAAAUAGGACAUUUAUCUGAUCUCUUAAAUAUUAAUAUGAGUAAUAUAAAUUCUCAUUUUUAUAAAUUAAAAAAUGUAUUUCUCAAUAAAAAAAAAACACUUCAUUAUUUUAAAUUAAAUACAAAUCAAUAUGUCAUUCACAAAAUCGAAAACAAAUUAUAUUCAGUAUUUACUCUUGCUUGGAUACAUUAUACAAAUUAUUUAAGAAAAAUAUUAGAUAUUUUUUCAACCAAAGAAUUAUAUUUAUUAGCUAGAAAAUAUUAUCAACUAAUUCAUACAAAUCACGAUGAAUAUAAUUUAAUUCUACUUAAUACAUAUGGAUUUACACAUGUAUUUAUGAUGUAUAUAAUAUUAACUUAUAUAGGAAAAAAUGUAUAUUUUAUAACUUCAAACAAAUCAAUACAUAUAAAACAUGAAGGAUUAGAUAAUCAUAAUUCUAUACAUAUAGUACAAGCAUGUAAUGGUUCUUAUAUUAUAACUACGAAUAAAUGUGUAUCCGACAUUUUAAGUAAAAAUUUACUGAAUAAUAGGAAAAUUCAUGUGGGGUAUGACUUGAAUUUAUACACAACACUUACAGUUGAUAAAAAUAUCCCAGAUAUUAAUAAUAAAACAGAAUUAGAAAGUGAAAAUAUAAAUGCCCUACCCCAAAAAAGUACAGAUCAUAUGCUAUCGUCUAUAGAUUAUGGUAUCAUAUCUCAUAAUAUUCAAGAAAAAAAAGACACUGAACAUUUUAAUUUUCUCACUAUUUAUAGAAAUGAAAAUGCUUAUAACAUUAAUCAAAUUCCAUCAUUAAUAACGGCUAUUUUAUGUGGAAAAAACUAUGAUAGGAAUAACAUAAAAAAAUGUACAAAAGAUGACAAUAUAUUUUCUUCCUUUAGUAAAAAAUUAAAUUUAAUUAUACAAAAAUUUUAUGAUAAUAAUACAAAUUUUAAGCAUAUUUCUCUUUUAUCAAAAAAAAACAUCAAACAAAAUGUUUUUAUCAACUUUUAUCAAAAUGAAAAAAUACUUUUGAAAACAUUGGUGGCAUACAUGUACAACAUGUUAGAAGACAUCGACAAUUUGUGUAAAGAAAAAGAAAUAAGACAUCAACUUUCCUUUGUCUAUAAUAUAAUAAAAUUGUAUAUACUAAAAAAUAAAAUUUAUGAUAAUACAUAUGAUGCAUAUUUGUAUUCAAUAGAGGAAAUAAUUUUUAAGUAUAAGUUGUAUAACCAAAAAUUAUUUGAAAUUCUUAAACAUUUAAAAAUUAAACAUGAAGAUAACCAGGAAUAUAUGGAGGUACUAGAAAUUAUUUCACUAAUAUUUUAUGGAAUGAAAAUAAGAGAUCUUGCAAAAUAUAAAAGAGAAAAUAUACCCGAAAUGAAUUAUGAAAUAUUAACAUUAGAUUUAAUAGAUAUAAUAAAUAUAAUGAUGUUUUUUAACAAUUUUUUAAAUAAAAUAAAUAAAACAGACGAAAUGAAACUUAUAAUUGACAAGGAAAAAAUUAUAGAAUUUCACAUUGUAGAAAUUAAGAAAAUUAUAGAAACAAUUAUAGAUUUACAUGCUAAUUAUUUUUAUGAUAUUAUAGAUAAACAAAUUGAAUAUAAUAUAAAAGAUAUUUUGUUAAAGAAAAUGAAAUAUGUAUUUAUUCAAUAUAAGAAUUUUAUUGAAGAUGAUUUAAAAGAAUUAUCAUUUAAAUUUUAUGAUAAUAUAAAAAAUGAAAAGUCUUUCUUAAUAAUUCAAGAUCCUAAUAGUUAUAAUUAUCCUAUUGACAUUUCUUAUACUAAAAUAGAAAAUUUCGAGCAACUUUUCUUUUUAGAUUUAAUUGAAUAUUCAUUUUUAAAUUAUACUAGUUCUAAUUUAAAUACAAUAAAUAAUAAUAAUGACAAAAAAAAACAAAAUCAAAAAAAUAAAAAUCGCAAAUAUAGUAAAAAUAAUAUUUUAGAUCUCUAUGAACACGCAAGUACGAUCAGUUUAUUUUAUCACACGUUUAAUUUACCUAAGGAGUAUAAUGAAAAAUUGUUUGAAGAAAUUUUUACUUUUGCUCAAUCAGCGACACCUUCAAAAGCGUUUGUUAAAAAAGGUCAUCUAUGGGGAAAACAGGUUACCGAGAAAACAUAUGAUAAACUACGUUUGGUUAAUUUACAAAGACAUCUCCGAUAUUUUCUUGAAAGCAACGAUAUUGAUCAACUGGUAAAUUAUAUGUUGAAUUAUGAAAAAGUCAAAAUAAAUGUAAGAAAUCAAGAAGAAAAAUAUAAAGAGAAGUAUAAUAGUUUAUAUAUGUGUAUAAAAGAACAAUGGUUAUAUAAAUAUCAUGUUAAAAAAAGAAAGCACUUUUUAUCCAACAUUGAUAUAAAAUUUCAUUUAAAUUCCCAUGAUAUAAAAUUAUGUUUAGAAAAAAAUGAAAAUCACGAUAAUUCAAAUAAUAAGGUAUAUUCUGAAAAAUAUGUACAUUUGAAUAUAUUAACAAAUAUUAUGUUAAAUAUAUUAGCAUAUGAAUUACAUAAUAUUUAUAAAAUCGAAAAAAAGCUUCAUUCUAUAUUUUCACUUAUGAAUAUUAAAAACAGUGAUAUAAAUAAUAAAAUACAUAUUAACAUUAACAAAAAAUUAAAUAGAAAACAGAAAAUAGCACUAUUCUAUUAUUCGUCUAAUGUAUUAAUACAUAUCAUAGAAAUAUUAAGUCAAUAUUUUAAAAAAAAUAUACUAUAUUUCUCAGAAAAAAAAAAUGAAACCAUAUAUGAGAUAUACUCAUUUGUAAUACAAAAGGCAAAACCUGAAGAAAAAAUUAUCAUAUUAAAAGAAGGAAAUGUUUUCAAGGUCUACAAUCCGGAUAAUAAAAUAUUUAAGAAGGAUAUGAAUCAUUUAAUGGAAACAAGCAUUACUCUAGCAUGCUAUGACGAACUAAUGAAGAAAAAUCUAUACCUUGAAAAUUUGGUAAGAACAUACACAAACAAGGAAAAUGUUUCACAAGAAGACAUUCAACAAAUUAUAAAUAAUUUUUCCUAUGAAAAGAAUUUUGAAAAUAUUAAAGAAAUGAUAAAAGAAUUAUUAUACCGUAAAGAUAUAAAUACAUUUAAAAAAACAUACUUAACCAAUAUUAUGAAACUACAAAUUGAACAGAUAAAAAAUGAAACAAUAAAAACAAAAUAUAUUCAUAUUUUAUAUAAUGAAAUAUUUUCUCUCCUCCUUAUUGAACCAUAUAAUGAUAUAGACAAUUUAUUGAAUGGUUUCUUCUUAUGUGAUAAAGGCCUUUUAGCAUGGUUUAAUAUUUCCUUAUCUGAAGCAAAAAUAGAUUCAAAUAUUUAUGAUAAUUUACACAUAUUUGUUUACACCUUAAGGUAUAUGAUAAAAAAAAUAAAACAAAUGAUUAAUAUAGAAUUUUUGGAAAAACAACAAUUAGAAGGAAAAUCCAUACAAUUAUUUAAAAAAAAAGAUAAAGAUAAAGAUACAAAAGAAAAUCAAAAUAAUAAUAAAAAUAAAAAAAUACAAGAUAUCGAUUUUUAUGAAAUAUUCCCUAAUUUUUUAAACGAAAAAAUAAAAAACAAAAAUAACAACUUAUCAUAUUUUAAAUGGUUAGAAGAAUUUAAAAUUGAUAAGAAUGCCAAAUUACCAAUAUUACAAGAUAUAGAAAAUUAUAAAUUUUCUAUAAUGUCAUCAAAUGAUGAACCUGACUAUAAUUUUUUAUCAUUAGUUGGAUUAGCACAUUCAUAUAUUGAAAAUUUUGAACGACUAAAAUUAGGUAUAUAUCCUACCAUAACAUAUAAUUGUGUUGCUACGUUGAACAAAUUAUAUAACUUAUAUUUUGUAAAUGAAUUAAUGGAUUUUAUCAAUUUAUUAAUAAAUCAUAUAUUAAACAUAUACAACAAAUUUUUUUAUAAAAAAAGGGAGUUUUUUAAAGAUAAUAAAAUUCAAUUAAGCAUGAGACGAAAGAAAGAAUUUGCGAAUCUUAUUUUAUAUAACCAACAUUUUGAUCAUCAAAUAAUAAAUGAGAAAUAUGAAAAGAAAAAUAAUACUAUGGAGGAUAAAGAAGUUAUUCAAAAUAAAGAAAUAAAUAAAGAGAAGAAAGAAAAUACAGGAAACAAUACAGACAAUAAUAACCUUGAAUAUAACAAGUUUGAAGAAUAUAAAGGGAUGAGCAAAAAAUCGGAGUCUGAUAUUCAUACAUAUCAUUUGGAUUAUUUAUUCAAAAAUUUGUAUUCUUUUUUUUAUUCCAUACUAGAUUGUGAAAAAAACGAAUUGUGCUUUUUUCAUAAAAAUGAUUACGUAAGAAAUGUUCUCAAGAAAUAUCUUAAGAAGACAUCAUUUAAUAAAAAUAUGAUAUGGAUAAUACCAAUAUUGUCAUACCAUUUUAAUAAACCAUUAAAUGUAUUAUAUAUGAAAGAUGAAAAUCAUAUAUAUUUGUAUAAAUAUCAAGAAGAAAGUGAAAUAAAAUUUAGUAUUCAAAUUUUAGUUGAAGAAGGAAACCAAAUGUAUUUAAUUUUACCAACAUAUUUUCUCUAUAUAAAUGUUUUGAAUAUUAUUACAAACAUAUUAAUACAAAAUGAAGACAUAUAUAAAAGGAAAUUAUAUAAUGAAAAAAAAAAUGAAACGAAUAAAAGUAUAGAGGAACAAAGCGAAGAUUCAAAUGGUAUAGAAAAUGAAAACAUAUUAGACCAUCAUAAUAGGAAUAAUGAAAAAAGUAUUAAAAAUAUCUAUUCAAGUAAUCAUUCAUGUGAUAAAGUAUUAGAUUUAAAUUUAACAAAUAAUAUCCUUUCGGAUAAUUAUUAUAAAAAAAUGUUUGAAAUAAUAUUAGAAAAAAUCCAUUUAUAUGCAACAAAAAAAAUAAAUAUAUACACAUUGCUUAUAUCAAUAAGAGAAGAUAUAUCAAAUUUUAAAUAUGUCAUAUAUUAUAAAAAUUUUGAAAAGUUUAUGAAAAUAAUGGAUAGUUUUUUUCUUUUACUUAAUUCGAAGAUGAAUAUAAAUAUCGAAUUUUCAUUUGAUGAAAUUAUGAACACUCCAUAUAUGGUUGUAAAAGGGUCGAUUAACAAUGUAAUCAAUUUUAUAGAAAAAGAAAACUAUGGUAUUUUCGGAAUAAACAUAAAAAAUUUUUAUACAUUUAUAUUACAUCAUUAUGAUAGUAAGAAGUAUUACACUAAUACAUUUUUAAAAUUAUUAGACUUCUUAUUGAAUGCUAUAAAAAAUGAAAUUGAUUAUCAAAAUAAAAAUAUCCAAAGUAUCCAACCUAAUACAGAAAUGUAUAUAAAAAAAAUGGAAUAUAUUGAAAAGUUGAAAAUGCUAGAAUCAUAUAUAAACUGUGAGCAUAUAAAAGUCAUAAGAAAUAUGAUGAAAUAUGUUGAAAUAAAUUUACACAAUAUAAUAAAUUUUGUAGUAUUUAAAAGUAAAAAAAACAACCUUAAUUAUGAAUAUAAUCAUAUGAAUAAUAUUCAUAAUAAUAAUACAAUUUUUAGUCACAAAAAUAAUUAUAACAUUAAAAAUAAUAUUAACAAAAGAGAUAUUUUAUACCAAUGUUGUUUAAUAUAUGAUUAUAAUGAAUUAGGAGCUACCAAAUUAACCUUAAAAUAUUUUAAUGAACUAGAAAAGAAUUUUGUUAAAAUUACCGAUUUUUUGAAUAUUUUAGAAAAAUUAUCUAAUGAAGAACUUAAUUAUGAUGAAUGGUAUUCUAUAGCUUCUAAAAUACAUAUAGAUUAUUUCAAUAAUUCAGAAUUAUUUUAUUUUCAUUAUAUGAAUGAAAAAUUAUUUUGGAAAGAUGGUUCUGUUUUGUUUACCGAUAAAAUUGUUAAAUUAUUAAAUAAGAAAAAAUUAUAUAUUUCUACAGAAGAUCUAGAAAAGUUAUAUAAUUACAAAUUAACAUAUAAUGAAUAUAAACAUAUAUUAUAUCAAUCUAAAAUUAUAAGUAAAGUCAAUAAAAAUUUAGAUAUCACAUAUUUAGAUAAAGAAAAUUAUGCUAUGUCACUUAUUUGGUCUUUUUUUAAUACGGAGAUUGUAAUUAAUGGUACUCAUUUAAAUUUUGAUGAUAUAUAUUACAAAAUAGAAGAAUGGUACGAGAAAAAUAAAAGUAAAAAUUUAAAAGACACUUUAUAUUUAUUAAACAGAAAUGAUAUAUAUCAUUUAUAUAAUUCAAUGAUUUUAUUCCAUCGACUUAUAGAAUUUAUUGAUAGACCAAUUUUUGAUAAAUAUAAAGCAUAUAAAAUUACUAAUAUGUUAUUUGAUGAGUUAAUGAAUAAAGGGAUAUAUAUAUCUGGAGAUUCUCAAAUUACAAAAGAAUAUAUUCAAUCAAUAUUUGAUUAUAAUUUAUGGAAGAAAGAGAUACAAAAUGUUAAAAUUAGUAAUAAUAAUAAUAUAAGAUCAUUAGUACCUAUAAAAUAUAUUAAUUAUUUUAAAUCUUCUAUACUUAUUAAUUUAUUAAAAUUUAUAUCAAAUACAAAAUUAAAUAAUAGAAUCGUUAAUAUAAUAACAUAUAUCAUAUAUAGAAUAUUCAAAUUAGGAAAUACACAAAAUGAUAUUUUGAAAAUAAUAAAAACAGAAGGAAUUCUUUUUGGUAGUAUAGAUGUAUUUAGACUUAUAUUAAUAAAAUUAAAUAUACCAUUAGAUGUAUUAUCAAUUUGGUUUACUCUUCUUUUAAAAAAUUUAAAUUAUAUAACAGAAAAUUGUAUUAUUCAAGAUUUUAUAGAAAGUAUUGAUUUUAGAAGAUUCUUUUCGAAUUUAUUUUUUUUAUUACACAAUUUUAUUGAGCAAUAUUAUUUCAAAACGAUAUUAAAGUUUUUAUUAGGUUAUCCAUUUGUUGUAGAAUUUAUUAAAAAUAAUGAACAUAAAGUAAAGGAACUAUUUAUACAUUUUAAGAAUUUCAUAUUAUUAAAUUUUGGUACACAUAUUAAUUUUUUCCAACAUUUAUAUGAUAAUAUUGAGAAAAAAUUUAUAUCUUAUAUAAAAUAUUAUAUAACCAAAUUUUUAAAUAAUUUACUACCAUUUUCAACUGAUAUAAGUACAAAAAUAAUGCUAUACCAAAAUGAUCAAAUAAGUUCAUUACAAUUUAUAGAAUUUAUAGAUGAAGAAAAUAUUAUACCUUUAUAUUAUAAUAUAGUUAGUUUAAUACAACAUGAACCUUUUAUUAAAGCAUUUAUGAAAAAAUCACUUAUAAUUUAUUCAAAGAUGUUUUCUAAUACAAACGGAAAAAUGCAAUUAUCCCAUGUACAACUCAUUCAGAAUAUGUAUGAUAGAUGGAUAAAAAGGAAUAGUUAUAAGGAUCAAAAAAAUUAUGCAAUUAAUAAAACUACGAGAGAUCAAAAUGUAAUCGCUACUACAAAUAGUAAUUCUUCUUUUAUACAAAAAUUAUAUGUACCUAUAAAAAACAGACAAAAAAAAAACAUAUGGAAAGGGAAAAAACAUUCUGUUCUUCCUCCUAUUACUCAAAUGGAUUUGAAACCAUAUAAUAAUAUAACAUAUCAAAAUGAGGAUAAAAUAUUGGAUGAACCAACAAAUGUUACCUACCUCAAUAAUACAAUGAAAUGGAAUAAUAAAAACGUUCCAUUUGUAAAAAACAUAAAAGCGGAUAAUUAUAAAUAUGAUACACAUAAUAAUAAAGAUAACGAAAAGUAUAUUUCCAAGUAUCCCAUUUUAAAUAUAUAUAACAAAAAUAAAACAAAUUCUUAUAUUAGUGAUAAUAAUAGUAAUAAUAAUAAUAAUAAUAAUAAUAAUGAUAAUGAUACAAAUGAGAAGAAAACAUAUGCUUAUUUUGGAACAUCUAAUAUAUCACUCCUACAAAAUAAUAACACAAAUGAUAAAAUAAAAUUUUCUUAUAUCCAAUUAUACAAUUAUCGAACCUUAAGUUGCUUAGAAAAAUUAUUUAUACAUGGUUUUAAACAUGUGGAAAACAACAGAGAAACAGAAAAAAUAACAACAAAUAAUAAUCCGGUGACAACAUGUAGUGAUUUAUAUAAAGAAGAAUGGACAGAAGAACUUUAUAAUUUUUCAAUGAAUAAAUUAUCUAUGGAAGAAAGACAUAUAUAUUCAUAUACGCAUGAUUUAAAAUUAAUCAUAAUGAAAGGAGAAAAAAAAAAUAUCAAGUGUGAAAUAUUUUUCAAAUUAUAUCUUAAUAUUUCAACUGAAUAUAUUUUAAAAAUUAGUAGAACACAUAUUGUUAUAGUAGAUUUUAAUAUAUUUAGAAAAAACAAUGAAUUAUGCUUUCUAUACAUAAAUAAAUCACACCAAAAAAUAUACAACAACAAUAAUAAUAAUAAUAAUAAUAAAAAUGAUAGUAAUAAUAAUAAAAAUGAUAGUAAUAAUAAGGAUUAUCCUUCAAUACAAAAAAAUACUCACUUUUGUUAUAAGGUAGAAAUUGUUCCCUUUUAUAAAACCAACAAUAUCACAAAAUAUCUAAAAGAUGUUUUUUAUACGAUUGAUCAGAAAUAUCAUUAUGAUACACAAAAGAAAAAAAACGAACUAGGAGAAAUAUUAAAUGAUAUAGGUCCUAAUGAUAAUUUAUAUAGUUCCCCCUUCAACAUUAUGUAUAAUAUGAAAAAUAAUAAUAAUAUAAAUGAUCAAACUCACAAUAUAGGGGAAACAAUGAAUAUUAAAAAAAUAAAAGAUAUAAAAAAGAAGAAAAAUGAUUUUUCAUAUAAAAAUAAUAAAUCAAGGGAUAUUCCCAGAAAUAAUGAGAUGAAAAAAAAAAAUACAUUAAAAAAAUUUUUUGGAAAGAUUAAAGGAAAAAUAAAUAAUAUAAAAAAAAAUUAUUAUCAAAAAUAUAAGGAAAGACAUGAAAUAAAAUAUAAGUUAUACCCAAACCUAGAAAAGCUUCAAGAUACCUUAAAAUAUUUAACUGAUAAAAAUAUUAUAAAUAAAUUAUUAGAAUUUGAAUAUUAUCAUUCCAAUAAAUGGUCUUCAGAUACUUUUGGUGUUACUAUUCAAAAUAUGAAUGGAAGGAACAGAAAUAUAAAAUUAAUAUUAGAAAUAGGUGAUUAUAAUUUAACAAAUUAUUAUGAAAUAAAUGUUAAUGAUAAAAAAAAUAUUCUAUCCUUACAAAAGCUAGACACUUUUGUUAAAAAAAUUAAUUUGAAAAAUGGGCUAAUGCAAAAAUUGAAAACAUAUAAAAAGUUACAUUUUUUAUUAAAGCAUUUGUUCAUUUUUAAAAAUGAAAUGAAAAAUGUUGAAUAUUUUAAAAAUGAAAGAAUAAUAAUUAGUGAUGCACGUAAAAAGGAGAGUACUAAACGAAAUUAUAAUAUAGAAAAUUCUAAUAUAAUAGAAAAAGAUAAUAUUGAAAUGAAGCCGGAACAUAAAAAAGAACAACAACAAGGACAAAGUCAAAAUAUCGUAGAAAGAUUUAUGAAUACACCUUCUCAAAAAGAAGAAAAGAGAGAAAAUGAUACAUUGGAAUAUUUAAAAUUCACAUGGUAUAGUCAUAAUAAGAAAAUAUUACAAGAAAUUAUUUUACCAGUCAAAUCUAUACAUCCAUUUAAAUUAAGUAAUCAUAAUGGUAAUGUUUUAUGCAAAUCCGAUUCUAAUAUUGAUAAUUUAUUAAAUUUUAUGAAAGAACAAAAUGAAAAUGAUAUACGACAAGAUGCUAAAAAGGAUAUAAAGAACGUUCAUCAUGAUGAUCCACAUUUCGAAGAGGUAAAUAAUUAUAAACAUUCUAAUAACACAUUAGAUAGUUUUAAUGAAGAUUAUAUUAAGAACCAUAUGAAUUAUUCAUCAUCUAAAAUCAAUAAUUAUGAAGAGAAAUAUUUUUCAGAUUAUAGAAAAUAUUUUGAUAAAAUAUAUCCCUUAAAUGAAGAAGAGAAAUUUAUAAUAAGAAAUAAAACACAUCAUCAAUAUAUUUUAUAUAAAUAUAGACUUGCUAUGUUAUCUCUUAUUAUUAUAAAAACAAAUCACUUGACAAAUUUAAAAAAAAUGAAUAUAAUAACAAAUGAAUAUUUAAAAAAUAAACAUAAGUAUUAUAAACACAUACAGUAUCAUCAAAAUGAAUUAUUUCAAAAGAAACAUGUAUAUAUACCAAAUAGGCAAUAUAUAAUUAAAAAAAAAUUAGAAUGUAUCAUAAGCUUAGAUUAUUAUAAACCCCUAAAAAAGGCUUUACAAGAAAAUAAUGUCCUAAACAAUUUCUUAGAGGAUUUAACGGUUGAAAUAACUAAUAUAAAUAUGUUGUUUUAUAAAUAUUUUUAUACAGAUAAUUCAAAUAUUCAUUCAUCAAGUUUUUAUCUAGACAAAUUGAAAAACAUAAAACAACUAUGUCCAAUAAUAUAUAAAUUAAAAAAUGACGAAAAAUAUAAUCUAGAUGAUAUAUCAAAAGUUGAUGAUACCAUCAAAUUAAAUUUUAAUAAAAAAAUAGAAUAUGAUAUAAAAGAGUGUGAACAGAAAAUAGGCUUAUAUGGAAGUAAUAUUGCUUUUUUUGGAAAGGCUUUAGAUAAUUCUAUAGGAAAAAAAAAAAUUAAGAAUAUUGCUAUGUUUUCUUAUGAAUGUGAAAGAUCAAUUUUUCUUGAAAAAAAUUUAAGCGACUUGGAUCCAUAUCACAAAAACUUUUGUAUAAAUAUAUUAGAAAAUAUAAACGACAAUGAAAAUCAAAAUGAAAGUCAAAAUGAAGGUCAAGGUCAAGGUCAAGGUCAAGGUCAAAAUCAAAGCGAAAAUGCAGAACAAAAAGAUUAUUACAAUAAUACAUAUUUCAAAUCAAUUAAUACAACUUGGUUUGAUAUGAUAUAUAAUACAUAUACAUCUAAUAAAACAUUUGAUUAUAAAGGGCAACAAAAAUUUAGUCAAUUUAAAUGCUUUGGAUUUGCUGAUAGAGAUGAAUUAAAAGAAUAUGAAAAAAAAGAAGGCGCUAAAUGUAAAAUAACAAUACUAAGUAAAACACUUUUUGUUCUACAAAAUUUUAUAGAUAAAUAUUAUAUCUUAAAAAAUGAAGAAGGGAUACAUAAUGGUAAUGCAUAUAAUAUUUAUGUUCUAUAUAAAAAUAUUUAUACAGUUAUUAUAUAUAUGUUAAUGUAUGAAACCAGAAUAUUUAAACCUUUAAGAAUUCAACAAAAAUUAAAUAAUAUAGGGAACAUAUAUAGUAUGUUAUUAUAUACAAAAAAAAAUUAUUCAAACUAUUUAAAACUAAUGUUAGAAAAAACAAGUUCAUUAUAUUUAGAAAUAGAACUAUUAUAUAAUGAACAUGUAUUCUUAAGAAAUAUUCCCUUUCCUAAUGAUUCAGUAUACAUAUUAAUGAAUGAACACAAGCCUUUUGAUAAAGAUACACACGGAUAUAAACUAUCUGAAAAUCCAUAUGAAAUAUCUAAUGAAGGAGAUGAUAAUACUAGAGUUUAUGCUUUUUUUGUUCUUAACUUGUUAGGCUUUUAUCCAGAAAUUCAAAAAAGCUUAUUAUUAUCAUCACACAAUGAAGAUAUGAUUUAUAGUUUGUUAGAUAUAAAUAUACAACAAAUAAAUCAACAAAUACAAAAUAAAGAACAUCCUAAUGAUCAACAUAGUUUUAGACCACAACAUCAACAUACAAAUGAGCAAGAUAAAAGCACCCAAGGUAUUACGCAAAUGGUUUUAAAGCCAUUGGGAGAUUUAUAUAAUUAUUUCUUUUCUAAAAAGGAGGAAGAGGAGAAAUCUGGAGAAAGCAAAGGGGAAAUGAAAAUAUUGGAAGAUAGUGCAAAUGGGAAGGAGAAAAUAUUGGAAGUUCGUCAAAAUGGGAAGGAGAAAAUAUUGGAAGAUAGUGCAAAUGGGAAAGAGAAAAUAUUGGAAGUUCGUGAAGAUGGGAAGGAGAAAAUAUUAGAAGGUGGUACAGAAGGAGAAGAAAAUAUGUUAGGUGAUUCAAAAAGGAAUGAGAAGAUAUUAGCAGAUGAAUUAAAUUUGAAAUAUAACUCAAAAGAACAAACAAAAGACGAACAGAUGGAUAAAAAGGAAAAUAUAAAAAACUUUUUGGAAUCUAAUAAACAAAAUAUUUUAUUAGAAGAAUCAAAGAAAAAUUCAAACAAUUCUACAAAUUUUUACGAAAUAAAUGAUUUCACGUGGAUGGGAAAAGAUCAAAUUGAUGACAUAAAAAGAUUAAUUGUAGAACAUGGAUUAGUAAAAUAUUUUAUAAAAGGAAUUCAUUUAAUGUAUUUACAAGUAUAUCUAAAAGAUAAUAAUUAUUUAGAAGCAUAUAAAGAAGCAUUAAAUGAAGAAUUACAAAAAAAAGAUUUUUAUAUGCAUUUUAUUAAAACAUCUCCACCUUUUCAUUUCCAAAAUUAUAAUGUGCAUCACUUAUUAUUAUUUUCAUUCUAUUAUGGUUUUUCUGAUUUAAUAAGAACAAGAAGACCUUAUGUUAAUCUUGAAUCUACACUUAAUAGAACAAUUGAAAAUAAUAAAUCCAUAUAUAUGUACAGAACAAAUUCUUAUGCAAAUUUCCAGCUUGCUGCAAACAAAAGAGUAGCGUUAAAUACAUUACAUCAAGAAUUAGCCAAAUUUAUAUAUAAAGAAGCAAUACAAUAUAGAUAUCUAAAUCCGUAUUAUAAAACAUAUAAAGAUAAAGAAAAUAUAACAACAUUUAUAUAUAAUAAUAAUAAUAAUAAUAAAGAUAAAGAUAAUGUUAUAUUUAAAUUUAAUGAAGAGAAAGAAAAGGAACUCAUAGAUUUAAUUAUAAUUAAUAAAAAACAACCUAUAUAUGAUACAAAAGAUAUCAAAGAAAUUAUUAUCUUUGUUCAAAUAAUGGUUGAAAAUUUUAUAUAUAUUUUAAACAAUUAUCCAUCUAGUUUUAGCUUAAGUAAACAUUCUUCUUAUUACAACAAUUUUAUUAAAAAUGUAAAACAAUAUUUCUUUUCAUAUAAAAAAGAAAAUAAUCUAAUAUAUCUAAUAAGUCAGAGAGAUAUUGAUUUCAACAUUUCUUCUAUAUUACAUAUAAGUGAGAAAUCUACGGUUAUGAAUAUUUUAAAAAAUAUUAUAAAAUUUAUUUUCCUAGCUACUACUAGAUCCUAUGAUGUCGACGUAUUUGUACAAAAAAUAUUAAAUAUAAAUCAAAAUAGUAAACAUAUUUUAAAACAAGACUAUUCUCAAGAAAAACAAAAAUAUGUAAAUUUAAAAAGUACAUAUGCAUUCAUACAAAAAAAUUAUAAUGUACGUAGUAUUAAACAAUGUUUCAAAAACUGUUUAAAAAAAACAAAGAAAAUAUUUAAUAAAGUUUCUAAUGCUACUAAAAACACGAAUCCAUCUGUGACAUAUAAACGUUUUGACGUUCACCCUCCUGUACAGGAUGAUUUACUAGAUUCAGUCAUUUUUAAAAAAAAAGAUCAAUUUAAAAGAAAUAAUAUACCUACAAAAAAAAGUAAGAAAAAAAACAAUGAUAAGGUUAUAAAAAAUAUAUAUAUACAUGAACAACCAUUUUUUUCAAAACUAAAAAUGAGAUGUGCUAUCAUGAAGAAAAAAUUAUCCAUGUCGAUGAAAAAAAAUAAGCCAAAUAAUAAUUAUAAUGAUUAUAAUUAUUUUAAUGAUGAAUAUAAUCAACAUAUUUGUGAUUAUGUACCACAUCAGAAUGUUAAUAAAUCAAGUCUAGAAUAUGAAAAACCAGUAAAUAUAAAAAUACAUAAGAAAAAGGAACCAAACGAAAAUAAAUAUUAUAAUAUGGAUCGUGAAAUAAUAAAUGAUAAUAACUAUUAUUUAUCUACUAAUGAGUUAGAUGAUACGCAAAAUAGAUAUCAAGGAAUAAAACCAGUUAAUCAGGAAAAAAAAAAUUAUAUUGAAAAAAAUAUUAUAAAUGAAAAAAUUAACAGAUUUCAAAAAAAUUAUUUUGAUGAAAAAAAUAAUUUGAGUCAUUCCAAAUUUGAACAGCAAGCACAAAAAGAGAAAAUAAUAAAUAAUGAAAGGAUAAGAAAUAAUAAUGAAGACAAAAUAAAUAGGAACAGAAUAAUGAAUCAUAGGAAUUUAUAUAACACUGGACAUAUUAAUAGAAGUAUAGAUGUAAACAAUACAAAUAUUAGACACAUUAAUAAUCAUAAUGUUACAUAUAAUGAUGACAGACAAGAAAAUCAUCCAAAUUUUGAGAUAAGAAAAAAUUUAUAUAAUAUGAAAAAUGAAAAGGAAAAAAAAAAUGAUAAUAUUAAUAAAUAUAGUUUUAUGCAAUUUUUUCAAGUGAAUGAAAAUAUACAAAAUAAUAAUAAUAAUAAUAAUAAUAAUAAUAAUAAUAAUAAUACAAUUGAUGUAAUUCCUAAAAGCACUAAAACAAAAUUUACGACGUUAAGAAGAUUUUUAGGUACUAGAAUGAACAAUUUAUAUUCUAAAUUGAAAAGUGAAUUAUUUUCAUUUACAUUAAUAAAUAGCUAUGAUUUUCUUUUACGAAAUAGUGUAUAUUUUUAUCGUAGUAAUAUGUUCACAAAAUAUAUUACUUAUUAUGCAAAAAGAAAUGUAAUACAAAGUUUAGAUAUGCUAUUUUUGAUAGUAAGAGAUUAUGAAUUAAAUACAUCAUUAACAAAUACAUAUUCUAUAAAACACAGUUUAUUUAAUAUAUGUUUAUUUAAAUUACAAAACAUAUCUAUAAAUUUAAAAAAUAUAUUAAAUAUUAUAGAUGAACAAAAAAUGGACACAAUCGUAUCAAGAGUAAUAUCUAUUAUUCAUACGAACUAUACUGGAAAUAUAAGUUUUAUAGAAGAUUUAAUUAAUAAAAUAAAUAUAAUUUUAUCUAAAAAUUUUGUUUUAAAAAAAUUAUUUGCUGAUUUUAUUUCCUAUGUUACCAUUUCAUCAAUACAAACAUUUAUAUUACAUUUUCAUUCAAAAUAUAAAAAAAAAGUACUUACGUUCAUAAUUUCACUUUUAAAUAACAUAUCUGGUACAAUCUCAAGUAUACUAAGUGAACCUUUUUUUCAAUCCUAUAUAUGUACCAAUUUUAUAAAACUUGGAGAAUCAUUUAUUAGUGAGUUUAAUGCAGAAAAUACAGUAUAUGGAUUCUUUAUGGAUGUGGGAGAAAUAAAUUUUAUUGAUAUAAUUAUAGCUUAUGCUUAUCAUUUUUUCCCAAAGGCAGUAAAUGAUUUUACACAAAUGUCAUAA